Messenger RNA from Plasmodium fragile, 1197 nucleotides. RefSeq lists its product as uncharacterized. Bases 1 to 1197 code for a protein of 398 amino acids. Gene Ontology annotation, biological process: vacuolar proton-transporting V-type ATPase complex assembly. NCBI's taxonomy places the organism in Eukaryota, Apicomplexa, Aconoidasida, Haemosporida, Plasmodiidae. The record is from RefSeq and is a predicted model, not a curated record. Gene Ontology annotation, cellular component: endomembrane system. The transcript has 4 exons.
AUGGUGAACAACUCUUGUGAGAAGGACCACUCCUGCGCCAGCAGUGCAGAUGGUGGGUCUGGGGAAAAGGAUAGCAGCGAGUUGAAAGGGAGCGACAUGGAAGGGGAAGAAAAAUAUGCUACCUCGGUCAGUUCAAUGGAGGAAAAGCAAGGGAAGGGUGGUGCUGUCCAUGUCCUGGACAAUGUAAAGGAUGAUGCUCAUAUAGGGGAUGCGACUCCCCAGGGCAAGUCCACAGGAGUUCCCAAGGAAGAGGCCAAUAGUGUGAUGGGUGAAAAGAAGGAGGAAACGAAGGAAGGGAACGAGAGUGGACAAGCCAAAGGCCAGUUAAGCGGUGCGCCAAUUGAAUCAUCAGCCGACAUACCAACAGACGAUGUAUACGUAAAGAGAAUUAUAAACGUGGAAAUCACAGAAGAAAUAAAAAGUUUCAUUGAAACGUUCAUAAAAAGGAGAGACCAUAUAAUAGACUGGUGCUACAAGAACAGGAAACUCUAUGAAAAUAAAAUAAAUGAAAAAACCACCAACCUGUUCUUCCAAAAAGCGAAAAACAUACAGCUCCUCCUGCAUGAGGAAAGCAUUAAUAUUGACACACUGAAUAUCCUCCUGUACUUUUAUAACUUAUAUUGUACCCACAACAACAUGGAGAAAAUUAACGCCCAUAGCGUCAUGUCCAGUUCCUCCAUAACGUACAGAGGCAUUUAUGAAAACAUAAACCCGAACAGCAAGUCGUUCAAGAACCUCCUGAAGGAGGAGAAAGCGUACAAUAGGUUGAUAGGAAAGACGAAUAACAUAAAUGACUUCUUCUCGAAUUACAAGAAGACCUACCCGUAUGGCAUAAAUUUGAUCCUGGGUAUAUUCCUCACCUUUUUGAGCGGGUACUACGGGAGCCUCUUGUUGGGCUUCACAAAAUUUACCACGCGACUGAUAUGCGGAAUUGUCUUCUCCUACGUCACGCUCAUCCUGGAGGUUAUCAUUUUUAUAAUUAUUAACGAGAAGGUGGAAAAUUUGAAGAGGAAUCAAAAGAACGCGAACAGCAACUACGGCUUGUACGAGAAGGUAUACAUUAAGAAGGAGUCUAGUGGGAAGGGCGAUGUGGAUGCAGUGGGGGUGGAAACCGAAGUGGUUGCCCAGGGAGAGGUACAAGAAAUGAAAGGGGUCUCCAAUAAUCACCCCACGCUGAAGCAGCGUCGGAAGGUUUAA